AUGGACGAGGACGAGCGUGGAGCGAAGAAGCCCAAGCUCAAAGCCAGCAGCGGACCCCACCUCCCCCGCGGCAACGCCAACUUCUUGGCCAUGGUGGACAACCUGCAGGGCGACUCUGGCCGUGGCUACUACCUGGAGAUGUUGAUCGGAACCCCCCCGCAGAAGCUGCAGAUUCUCGUUGACACUGGAAGCAGCAACUUCGCCGUGGCAGGUGCCCCGCACUCUUACAUAGACUCGUACUUUGACGCGGAGAGGUCCAGUACUUACCGCUCCAAGGGCUUUGACGUCACGGUCAAGUACACGCAAGGCAGCUGGACGGGCUUCGUCGGGGAGGACGUUGUCACCAUCCCGAAGGGCUUCAAUAGCUCAUUUCUUGUCAACAUCGCCACUAUCUUUGAGUCAGAGAAUUUCUUUCUGCCUGGAAUCAAGUGGAAUGGGAUCCUGGGACUCGCAUAUGCUGCUCUGGCCAAGCCGUCAAGUUCCCUGGAGACAUUCUUCGAUUCCCUGGUGGCCCAGGCGAAGAUACCCGAUGUCUUCUCCAUGCAGAUGUGUGGGGCGGGGCUGCCUGUAGCUGGAUCUGGUACCAACGGAGGUAGUCUUGUCCUGGGUGGAAUUGAGCCGAGUUUGUACAAAGGAGACAUCUGGUAUACCCCUAUUAAGGAGGAGUGGUAUUAUCAGAUAGAAAUUCUCAAGUUGGAAAUUGGAGGCCAGAGCCUGAAUCUGGACUGCAGAGAGUAUAACGCAGACAAGGCCAUCGUGGACAGCGGCACCACACUUCUGCGCCUGCCCCAGAAGGUGUUCAAUGCAGUGGUUGAGGCCGUGGCCCGCACGUCUCUGAUUCCAGAAUUCUCUGAUGGUUUCUGGACUGGGUCCCAGCUGGCUUGCUGGACGAAUUCUGAGACACCUUGGUCUUACUUCCCUAAAAUCUCCAUCUACCUGAGAGACGAGAACUCCAGCCAGUCGUUCCGUGUAACCAUCCUGCCUCAGCUCUACAUCCAGCCCAUGAUGGGGGCGGGCCUGAAUUAUGAAUGUUACCGGUUCGGCAUUUCACCUUCCACGAACGCGCUGGUGAUCGGUGCUACCGUGAUGGAGGGCUUCUACGUGAUCUUCGACAGAGCUCGGAAAAGGGUGGGCUUUGCGGCCAGCCCCUGUGCAGAAAUUGCAGGUGCUCCAGUAUCUGAAAUCUCCGGGCCUUUCUCAACAGACGACGUAGCCAGCAACUGCGUCCCCGCCCUGCCUUUGAAUGAGCCCAUUUUGUGGAUCGUCUCUUACACGCUCAUGAGCGUGUGUGGAAUCAUCCUUCUCAUCCUCAUCAUCCUGUUGCUGCUGCCCUUUCGGUGUCGGCACCUGCCCCGCGAUCCCGAGGUUGUCAAUGAUGAGUCCUCUCUCGUCCGGCAUCGCUGGAAAUGAAGAGCAGAGGCCGAACUCGAGCGACCUUGGACUCUCUGUGAAGAGAGUUACAUUUCAGGUGGAGCAGGUGGGGUCAUGAGGCAGGGCUGCUCCCUGUGUCCACUAGUCUUAAAUCUGUUCUGCUCCCAGAUGCCUUCCAGAUUACACUGUAUUUUGAUUCUUGAUUUUAAAGCUUCCUUCUUCUCCCUCACUUCCAAGAAAAAUUAUAAUAAAAAACACCUCAUUCUAAACCAAAAGAGAGUGAAUUGGGCUUCAGGCUUUCUGUGACUGGUCAUGCCAAACUGUCGAGGUGUGCCACCAAAAAAACCCCGCAAGCUUCUGGCUAGUUCUCCUCUUCCUUACGUCUCUGGAGAAAUGAGUACGUAUGGUUCGUAACUCCUCUUAG
This is a messenger RNA of Neomonachus schauinslandi (Hawaiian monk seal), 1795 nucleotides long. RefSeq names its product beta-secretase 2 (gene BACE2). Gene Ontology annotation, molecular function: aspartic-type endopeptidase activity. Lineage: Eukaryota; Metazoa; Chordata; Mammalia; Carnivora; Phocidae. Gene Ontology annotation, cellular component: membrane; trans-Golgi network; endosome. The coding region runs from base 1 to 1410 and encodes 469 amino acids. Gene Ontology annotation, biological process: amyloid-beta metabolic process; membrane protein ectodomain proteolysis. The transcript is spliced from 10 exons. The record is from RefSeq and is a predicted model, not a curated record.